Messenger RNA from Plectropomus leopardus (leopard coralgrouper), 1158 nucleotides. RefSeq names its product charged multivesicular body protein 5a (gene chmp5a). Gene Ontology annotation, biological process: late endosome to vacuole transport via multivesicular body sorting pathway; vesicle budding from membrane. The record is from RefSeq and is a predicted model, not a curated record. NCBI's taxonomy places the organism in Eukaryota, Metazoa, Chordata, Actinopteri, Perciformes, Serranidae. Gene Ontology annotation, cellular component: multivesicular body.
GCUUCCGGGUGACUUCAGUGAAGAAAUCCUUUUGCAUCUGCUGCUUUUUGUAUUUUCUAAAGGAAAGCUAAAGGCUAAAGAGCUCAUAAAACCUUUAGAAAAUGAACAGAAUAUUUGGACGCGGAAAACCGAAAACGCCUCCUCCGAAUCUGUCGGACUGUAUCGGUAACGUGGAUGCAAGAGCGGAGUCCAUAGAAAAGAAGAUUGGCAGACUAGACGCUGAACUUGUGAAGUACAAGGAUCAGAUGAAGAAGAUGAGAGAUGGGCCCUCGAAGAACAUUGUGAAACAGAAGGCACUGAGAGUCCUGAAGCAAAAGAGAAUGUAUGAAGGUCAGAGGGAGCAGCUGGCUCAGCAGUCUUUUAACAUGGAGCAGGCAAACUACACAAUCCAGACAUUAAAAGACACCAAAACAACAGUGGAUGCCAUGAAGAUCGGUGCAAAGGAAAUGAAAAAGGCUUACAAGGACGUCAAACUUGACCAGAUUGAUGAUUUACAGGACCAACUGGAGGACAUGAUGGAGGACGCCAACGAGGUACAAGAGGCUCUGAGCCGCAGCUACGGCACUCCAGAGUUAGAUGAGGAUGAUCUUGAAGCAGAGCUGGAUGCACUUGGUGAUGAGCUGCUGCUGGACGAUGACAGCUCCUACCUGGACGAGGCGUCGGCUGCUCCGUCUAUCCCCGAAGGAAUCCCCAGUGACAGCAAAACAAACAAGGAUGGCGUUUUGGUGGAUGAGUUUGGCCUGCCACAGAUUCCUGCCUCAUAAACAAGGAACGCAUUCAAAGCAACUGCACUUCAACUGAAAACACUUUUAUAUGUAGAGUAACAUUUAUACAUGCAAAACAUUUGACCCUGACAACACUACGAUUUUGGAGCCGUCCUGGUGUUGGGUUGUUUGUUGUUACCACUACCGUGCUAGCAUGAGGCCUUGUAACAUACUGAACAUUUUUUUAAAAGCGUUUUCUUCCUUUCGUCCUUCCGUGUAACACUUGUUGGUCUCGUCUGUCCGCAGAAUGAGGAUGUUUAUUUUUAUUUGUAUUAUAGUUUUGUGUGUUGUUCAGUCCAUUAUGUUUCGAGUUCCCAAAAGUGGAGGUGAUUCCCACUUUUCCUGUCUGCAGGUUAUUUAAAACAUGCAAAAUAAAUUAUGUCUUUUGAUUUAA